AUGACUCAUGAUGAAGAGGAGCUGCGGUCGCUUCACACUAUCAGCUUCAUCAAGUCACAUCCUGGUUCAGUCCCACACUCUGCAGCCGCCGCCAGCUCACCGCCUUACUGUGCAGUGGUACCCCCUCCCCCUGGCCUCACCUCUGCCUCACCUCUGCUUCCCACACCCUGGACUCCCCUCUACCCCCCGUCCGCCUCACUCCCCCUGGUCUCACCUCUGCCUCACCUCCGCAUCCCUCCCCUUGGCCUCAUCUCUGCCUCACUCCCCCUGGCCUCCCCUCUAUCUCCCCCUGGCCUCACCUCUGCCUCCCGCGUGAGCUGGGUCAGGCCACAUUCACACCUCCUGCGUGUCGAGGUGAUGGUUAAGGUCGAAGCGUGUGCAGAGACUGACAGUUUCUGCAGCAUUCCUCGCCACAUCCUCGUGAGAAAAGGGCCAUUGUGCUGGGGGAGAGCGGAGGCGGAUAUAAAGCUGAGGAGCUGGGACCGGCCCACUCUACGCAGGCUGAGUCAUCAGACGGGACGGUUCUGGCCAACGCUGCACCAUGAGAACACGCCGUCUCCAGCGGGUGAAAUGCGUCGCCAUGGUUUCACUCCCACACUUCACAUCAUCGAGAGGCUCCGGAGGGGAGGGGGCCCGGCCUUCAAUGCUGCCCACCGCCGCGGCACCGGAGCUCAGCCAAUCUAUCACGCCUCUUCAAAGUCACUCGACAACCAGAACAGCGGCAUUUGUGCGGGGAAUUGUUUUCUGACCUCAGCAAUAAGAGGGUAA
Molecule: messenger RNA, 768 nt
Organism: Knipowitschia caucasica
Lineage: Eukaryota; Metazoa; Chordata; Actinopteri; Gobiiformes; Gobiidae
Source: the annotation of a GenBank genome assembly